Molecule: messenger RNA, 889 nt
Organism: Solanum tuberosum (potato)
Lineage: Eukaryota; Viridiplantae; Streptophyta; Magnoliopsida; Solanales; Solanaceae
Product: protein ODORANT1
Exons: 3
Coding region: 29-682 (217 amino acids)
Source: RefSeq, a predicted model, not a curated record
UUUUUGUGUAGCAAAAACAUUAAUUAAAAUGGGAAGACAACCUUGUUGUGACAAAAUAGGACUCAAAAGGGGUCCUUGGACAAUUGAAGAAGAUCAUAGGCUUAUGAAUUUCAUCCUCAAUAAUGGUAUACAAUGUUGGCGUCUUGUACCAAAAUUAGCAGGGCUAAUGAGAUGUGGGAAGAGUUGUAGAUUAAGAUGGAUAAAUUAUCUAAGGCCAGACCUCAAAAGAGGAGCACUUACUGAAGCAGAGGAAGACAUGAUCAUCAAGCUUCAUUCUCAACUUGGCAAUAGGUGGUCGAAAAUAGCAGGACAUUUUCCAGGGCGUACAGACAACGAAAUCAAGAAUCAUUGGAAUACAAGAAUCAAGAAGAAGCUAAAAUUUCUUGGCAUAGACCCUCUAACUCACAAGCCAAUUGAAGAGAUUAAUAAUGAUGAUAUUAAGCAACAAGUUAGUGAAGAGAUUAAUGAAAAGGUGAUGCCAGAAAAAACUUUAGAGUAUACACAAGAGCAACAAAAUUCAACAUCUAGUUCAAGCAUAAAUGAGAGUAAUUUGGAAAUGUUCCAAAAUUCACAUACUUUGGAUAUGUAUUAUCCAGGAGUUGAAGAUCCUUUCCAAAAUUGGAUAGCUAGUCCAAUUCAUAAUUGGGAUCUUUUCGACAACUUACAAGAUAAUUUUCUAUGACGUCCAACAAAAAUUCAAUCUUUCAAAAAUAUUUAAUUUUUGAAGAAUCAUAUACACUCGUGUGUAUGACUGCAUUUUUGGAGGAUCCGAGCGAGUAGCAUAAGCUUCCACUACACAAGUUGAGUAUAUUGACAUAUCUAUUCGAUUCAAUUUGUACAAUCCAGGCCUGAUCAUCAACAUUCUUUUUUUUUUCUCUUGGUAUUUGUU